CUUCGAUUUAAAGCUAUCAGAGUUGAAAAGUAUCCCCCUCCGCCUGGUGGACCUAGAAUACCCCAGCUCGACUUCCAUCAUCAUCACCAAGACCAUCAAUAUGUCUCAAUCGGACGAUAACUGGGCGGCGAACUCGAAUGACGCCCUUGUGGUGACCCUCGUCACUUCUUCGCCGACCGGCUCGAAGACAGUCACCAGUUUCAACCCAAAGUUCACAUAUCCCAUUUUUGGGGAAGAUGAGCGGAUCUUCGGGUAUCAGGACCUCAAGAUCAACCUCCGGUACAAUGCGAAUGAUAUGCGACCCAACUUGGCGAUCUCAUUCUCCAAGAAAUUUACUGCUGUCGGUGAUACAGAGCCCGCCGAUAUUGAAGGGCUGCUGAAACCGUUUCUUCCCCAAGUCGCGUUUCAGAAAGAACGAGAAUUCGAAACUGCCAUCCAACAAGUCUCCCCCAGCUGGACACCACCCGGGAAACUUGUUUUGUCGUAUAAUACGAAGGAUGGGACCUACGAGAUCUGGAAGGGGAGCCUGGCAGAUCCCGCGAUCAAACAGCUCGUGACCCGUAUUCAGAUCUUGGUCUCUCUCCUCAUCGAAGCUGGAAUGCCCAUAGACACUGAGGGAUCAGACUUGGAUAGGUGGACGGUAUACUUCCUCUACCGGAAACAACCGGUCCGUGGAGAGACCGACCAGUUCUCGUACAUGUUUGCAGGAUACUGCACAGUCUACAGAUUCUUCCUCUACCAGCCGCCGACACCGCCACCAUCUCCGUCGGAGGCUGCGCCGGCCGUGAAAGAAGAUCUGGAUCUCGGCGACGGCAAUUUCGACCUGUGCGAGCUGCCCUGCCGAUCGCGGAUAUCUCAGUUCAUGGUCAUCCCGCCUUUCCAAGGCAAGGGCCACGGACCUAAGCUCUACAGUUCGAUAUUCCAGGACUAUCUGAACCAUCCACAGACGGUGGAGAUUACGGUGGAGGACCCCAAUGAGGCCUUCGACGAUCUCCGGGACCUCUCGGAUCUCACUUUCUUGCGCACGCUCCCGGAGUUUAACGAGUUGCGGCUUAACACGGACCUGAGCAUCCCCAAGGACGGCCUCGUUCCUCGAAAUAUCGUUGUUCCUGAAACAGCAGAGGCUGUACGGCGAAAAUUCAAGAUAGCACCCCGACAAUUUGCACGCGUCUUGGAAAUGCACUUUAUGUCGAAGCUCCACGAUGUAGUGCGACCUGGCAUUUCGCCAGAGAGAUCAGCAAAGGGGAAGGCUACGGAGAAGCAGCAGCUCGAGUACAAGCUCUGGAAGCUGCUGGUAAAGCAGCGGCUAUAUCGUCAAAAUCGGGACACACUUGGCCAGCUUGAGCUGCCUGUGCGCAUCGAGAAACUCCAGGAGACGUUGGGAAGCGUCGAGUUCGAGUACGCCCGACUCCUGGCGAUGCUAGAGGGACGGCAGCAGCAAGAAACCACGGGCAAUCAUGCCGCCAAGCGGAAGUUGGACGAGACGGCAGAGACGCCCGAAAGUAAGAAGGCGCGUGUCGAGGAUGCAUAGGAGGCCCGAUGGAUGAACGUGAGAGACCCGCCACCAAGGUUAUUGAGCGGACGCAUAUUUAAUGGGCAUGCGUUCUAUACCUAGUCGCAGCAGUAGGGGGACGGUGAUGUUAUCCACGGGCAGUGUUUUAAGUAGAUACCACGAAUCAAUCAGCUUUACUCGAGCUUUUAUUGUCGCACGGCUAUGGCACCCCCGGUGAUGGGGGAAAAGGGGCCAUCAUGCCGAAGAACCUUGCCGCCAAGAAAAAUGCCACCAACCCGCAACCCAGUCCCUUAAACGCCGAGAACGGUUCUCUGCAUUCAGCAUUCGUUUUCUCAUUCCAGCAGUCCCGUCG
This is a messenger RNA of Phialemonium atrogriseum, 1865 nucleotides long. Its product is annotated as putative histone acetyltransferase. Gene Ontology annotation, cellular component: nucleus. Gene Ontology annotation, biological process: subtelomeric heterochromatin formation. The transcript has 3 exons. Lineage: Eukaryota; Fungi; Ascomycota; Sordariomycetes; Cephalothecales; Cephalothecaceae. Gene Ontology annotation, molecular function: histone binding; histone H4 acetyltransferase activity. Bases 101 to 1531 code for a protein of 476 amino acids. The record is from RefSeq and is a predicted model, not a curated record.